Molecule: messenger RNA, 3875 nt
Organism: Dendronephthya gigantea
Lineage: Eukaryota; Metazoa; Cnidaria; Anthozoa; Malacalcyonacea; Nephtheidae
Product: protein MMS22-like
Exons: 39
Coding region: 160-3843 (1227 amino acids)
Biological process (GO): double-strand break repair via homologous recombination; replication fork processing
Cellular component (GO): nuclear replication fork
Source: RefSeq, a predicted model, not a curated record
UCGUGCGAAGAAGAUCAAGAAGUUGUGAAAUACCACAAAAUGAACGAAAUUUUAAUGAAAGAUCUUGCAAAAAAUAGUGAACUUAUUAAACCUUCAAACAUUUCUAGCUUUGUUCUGCGUUAAGAAGAAUGCCGUUGUAUGUAUUAAAGGUUAUAAAAUAUGUUAAAUGUGGAUUUAAGUGACUAUGAUGAAUCGUUGGCUGAUUUGACUCCACCGCUUGGGGACAUCGAGAAAGAUUGCCAAGAGUUUGGUUUUGAUGAUGAUAUUAUAGAAGUCGAUAAGCAGCUGACUUCAAAACGCAAAAAAACUGAAGAUUUUGACGAAGAAUUUACCCCUUUCUUAAACUGUUGCAAUGCAUUAAACAAUCUGGAAGGAAGACAAGUUCCAACAAGGUUACAAGGAAGUUAUUUUGAGCAUGGUUUCCUUUCAAGGCUUUUGCAAAAUGAAAGUAAAAAAGAGGAUUUCUUCCAGAAGCCAAUUGUCAAACUCUUUGAUUAUCAAUUUAUAACUGCAAGUGCAUUAUUUGAACAAAGACAGAAACUUUUCUAUUUUCUGAGACAGAAAAUAUUUGAGUUUGAAAAUCAUGCAAGUGAACAAGGUCUUUCAAGUUUCAUGUCUGGAGACAACUACUGGUUUUACCUCAAUAUUAGAAAACAAUGUUGUUCAUUCUUGUUGUAUGUUAAUGAAUUUAUUCACAGAAAUUUGCCAUCUUAUGUCACAUCCACUGAAACCAAUGAACUACACCAGGAAUCAUGGAACUUCCCUUCCUGUUUGAGAAAGGAUGUGAAUAAUCUCUGGUCAGGUUUCAUUGGUCCUGUGUCUAAUUUACAAAAUUCUUCCUUUCUCAAAUUUGAUGGAGUGAAUGCCAGUGGAAGGUCACCAGCAGCUCAAUUGCUGCAUUUGCAUUUGGAAUUGAGAUGGGGCUUAAUUGAUAUACUUUGGCAGCUGUAUUCUGCACAAAAUUAUGAUGAGAGGUGUUUUGACCAGCUGGUAGAAAUUGAAGAGAAUGUAUCAGCUUUGUUGAAAGAUUUACUGCAUAUUGCUACACAUAUCAAAAGAGGUUCAAUGCCAACUUCAUUGCUCAAUACCACACCAUUUCUAUGUGCAUGUGUAAUGGAACUUUGGGUUAUUGCAAUUCAUUUUCUUGAUUUUCUUUCAACCAACCACGAGGUGAAGAGUUUUUGGAGUGCGCUCACAAUGAUUCUGAAUGAGGAGGUUCUACAAAGAGAAAAAGAUCACGAAAAGAAAUCUUCACCUGAUGGGUCAGCAAUCAAUUGCAAAUCUCCAAAGGCAUUCUGCUGGUGGAUUCUGGUUCAUGUUGCUCCUCUAUAUUGGUACAAUGUUAAAGGGGAAUAUAUUUUGAGGGAAAAGGCAGUUGUUCCUGGAAAUUGGAUAUUGGUUCUGGAUUUAUUAAGGCUGUCUUUUCUUGCCAAAGAUCAACAAAAGGUGCCUGAGGAUUUGUCUCGUUGCUACUUAAGUUGUUGUUUGCAAAUAUCCCAGCAUUGGCAACCCAAUAAUGAUGUUGUUUUACUGUUGUGGGAUUAUUUUCAUAAGAAAAUGAAUGAGAUGUUUUAUGCACCAAAUCAAAAACUCCAAAUUGGAGCUUAUUUAAGGGAUACGCCUCCAAAUGAAUGGUUAGAACAAGUUUUAAGCAGAUGUAACAAUCCUGUGAUGUGCAGCGACAAUGAUACGAGUUUUGAGCUCUUCCUCAAAAUACUUGCAUUGCAUUUGAAGAAACUAAAAUAUACCAAAACUCUGCAAGGCUGGAAACAGCUCAAAGGAAGAUUUUAUUCAAGGUUUCACAAGAAAAGAAUGGAGGAGUUAUCGGAGCAAGGAAUUAUGAACUUUUUUGACCUCUUUCUCACCCUUGCUUGUGUUGGCGAACUGCAAGACGUUUCCAACAAGAUGUUGUCCUUUUUGGAAUUAUUGGAUUUCAACUCGUUGAAAUGUGAAAAAAAGAAAUGCGUUUGGAAAGGUUAUUUUGUUUUGUUAUUCCUGUAUCAGUCGAAGGAAGCCGAUGCUGAGGGAAUUGUACCGAAACUUGCCGAUAAAUUCACUGAUAUUUGUAGAAGUUAUAAAGACGUCUGUGGACAGCACAAUGUAACCGCUAAAACGUUGUGGAGUUUAAUUUCUAUAUUUUUGGAGAAUGCCCAGGAACCUUUAGAAUACAGAAGUGAUUAUAACAUGAUAGGCGAAGGGUUUGCUAUCCUUCUACCAAUUUGCAACGAUAAAGAGCUUCAGACUUUGGUCAAUUUUAUCCAAGCAACGCUGAGCAUCAUAAGCAAUAAACUGCAAGAAGGAACCAAGAGUACCUGUGCAGUGCUUGCUCAAUCGUUAUGGGAUUAUGUCUUUCCUCACAUCAAACAACGAAUCACAGACCCAAGCCUUACCAGUGACUGCUUGAGUCAGCUGACGAACCUCGUUGUUGGAUUCACACUCCUCUCUAUCCCUCUACCGCCAAAGGGCUCCUCACAAACGCUGGAGACAUUUGAUAAUCUUGUCCAAAAUUUUGGUCUCAGCGAUUGCACAAGUGCUAGUAUGAGUUGUCAAUUCCUGGCGACCUUACUGACCUCGCCUGAUGCACUAGAGAGAUUCCAGUCAUGCAAUGAAUUUCAAACAAAACUCAUUCAUUCCUGGUUCAGAUGUGCACUCCAGAUAUCAUCACGAGAUCAACGUCUUCUCAAUCUGACAAGAAUUGUAUUUAUGAAGAUAUCGCAAACUGGAGAAAUUAUCAAAACACAGAGAUCAGUCGUGGCGGGAAAUGUUGAGGCUGCUUUAACAUCUCUCACUAGAGGACUGGGCGAGACAUUCUCAUCUCUGGAAUUAUUGGAAGAAACACUAGCAUUUCGCGAGAAAGCUCUGCUUAUUAUUGGAGAGUUUUUGAAGUAUAUUGAAAGUUUUAUAAAGCAAGGUGGACCAGCAGAUUGCUUGAGGAUAUCGUAUAAGGUGGCUGCUUCUCUUGUGAAAGAUUGUGCUAAAAUAAUAUACAGAAAGAGUCAACUUGAUUGUCAACUACCAAAGAUGAUUGACCAUCUCAUUUUACCAUUGAGUAGCACCAUAUCACCAGCUAUCACACAGUGUAUCAAACUAAACUUAACUGAGUUCUUAGCAGGGAUGGCUACACUGGACUUCAGAAGAGAUGAGUUUAUUAAACGAAAAAUCAAGCAAAUAUAUACUCGCUAUUUUUUUAAAACAAAUCAGGAGUGGUAUUUAUCAAAUCAUUUAACACCGAAGAACCCAUUCGUAGAAGUUUUAAAGGGAACAUUCUGCAUGAAUCCAAGUGAAGAUGCAAGUGAUUUCCGACAAUUUGUUAUAAAUAUUAUUAAAGAAAACCAUUUGGUUGUUCCUGGAAUCUUCCCACAACAACUAGCACCGACGUUAUUCUUUCUGGUUGAUCUAUUCAAACAAACGAUUUCACCUCAUGAAACAGCAAAGAAUACUCCUCUUCUGCUGAACAAAGUUCUUGCUUGUGUUCUAAAUUGUGACAUGAGUAAUCCCGGAACAGAACCAGAACAUAUAAGAAACAAAGCAACCGAAUCACUGGAACUGAUGUUGAACAGUUGUCAAAAAGCACAAGACGCUAUUUCCAGAGAAAGUCUUCUUAAACUCCUAAAGGAAUUUAUCUUUUCCAACAUUCACGAAGUUCAGGGAACGAUCUUUAAAACUUUGAGUACUUUAUCAAAGUUUGAUAAAGAGCUGGUAGUUUCUACUCUGCCUUUAUCAAAAGAGGCCAUUCUUAACACGGAGAGAAGACGAGGUGUUGGAACGGACAUCAGAUUAAGAACUUCCUUUAAAACAUUAGUAGAGAAUCUGGGAAUUGAAAUGGAUGUAAAUGAACUUUAGGAUCCCGGCCGGAACCGUACAUAUGUUAUGUA